Messenger RNA from Epithele typhae, 654 nucleotides. RefSeq lists its product as uncharacterized. Gene Ontology annotation, biological process: mitotic sister chromatid biorientation. The coding region runs from base 1 to 654 and encodes 217 amino acids. Gene Ontology annotation, cellular component: mitotic spindle; mitotic spindle polar microtubule; DASH complex. The transcript is spliced from 6 exons. NCBI's taxonomy places the organism in Eukaryota, Fungi, Basidiomycota, Agaricomycetes, Polyporales, Epitheliaceae. The record is from RefSeq and is a predicted model, not a curated record.
AUGCCACCACCAACACCACACACACCUCUCCGAAGGCUCUCCCAAGGAUCACUUUCUCGCCUUUCACGCUCAGCCACAUACCCCGACGCCCCUCAUGGACUCGGUUUUCUUGAACCCGCGCUCGCGGAGCUGAUAGACGAAGCCGAAACCCUCCAGACCAACGUCGAAGGCCUCCGCGCCCUGGAGAUUCGCUACCUGCUGUACGUGAUGAACAUGCAUGCCCUCACCACGGACUUUCCUCAAGCACCGAGCGACGCGUCGUUUGCCUUGGCAUCCCGAAGAGCAGAUGCGACGAUGUCAACCCAGCCCGCCUCCGGGGACAGACCCAAGUCUAUCUUGAAGAACAAAGGUCCCCGGAAGCUGACGGCGAAGGAGAAGCGCGAGCGCGGCUUAGAGCUGGAGAAGAUCCUCGCUGCGCUGCCUUUGGAGUUCAGAGGCGACGACCCGAACUUGCGGAGGAACAUCGAGCAGGUCAUCGAGAAGUUUUUGGACAACCCGGGAGACGCGUUCAAUAUCACGGCGUUCGUCAAGCCGCCUGAACUCAACCAAGCAAAGGUGAAUAAGUGCUUGAUCGCGCUUGUCAAUCGCAAGAUUGUCAUCAAGAAGAACAGCACGGGUGUUGUAUUGUACCACUGGCAAGGCCCGCCUUCAUGA